Molecule: messenger RNA, 2180 nt
Organism: Engraulis encrasicolus (European anchovy)
Lineage: Eukaryota; Metazoa; Chordata; Actinopteri; Clupeiformes; Engraulidae
Exons: 6
Coding region: 1210-1977 (255 amino acids)
Source: RefSeq, a predicted model, not a curated record
UGCGCGGCCAGUCCUGUUCAACACCCCCCCACCCCCACAGCCAAAGCGAGUGUGCUACUUUGCCAUUCAUUUGAAAGAGACACAAUCGGUCGCUGCCGUCCAAACUCCGUUCGAGUUCUACGCUCCAGCUCUCCGGAUACCUUGAGGAGCGGAGCCGGUGUCGUCCUAUCCCCGCGCGGCCGGUUGGUGUGGAAGGACAGAUCUGUUGUUCUAUGUAUUUUCGCCACCAAGAUAUGUCGAGAUAUGUUGAGAAUGAGAUAUGUUGCGGACACCGGCAAAAAUCGUGUCCGUCCUGCGACGCUUCAUUGAUCUAAUGUCGGAUGCGGUUGACUUUAUAAGCUUGUAAUUAGCAGUGUUUUAUGGACAAUUUGUAACCUGUGAAAUUUGCUGUUUUACACAAUCCUUCCGAUCUAAAAGACUGGUGUGAAAGGUCUGGUGUGAACUAGGUACAGUUGUCCCUUAUCGCACCAAAUGAAACCAAGUGUUCGCAGGUUGUUUUCUAUGGACAUAACAAAAUCGACAGUUAUUUCAAGUGCUCCAUGUGCCUAUGGUAGCCUAUUUCACGUGUCGGGGGACGUGCAGCCUAAUAUUACUGUAGCCUAAGGUGUUUUGGUCUUUUCCAUAUUUUUCUAUUUAUUUAUUUAGGAGUAUUUAUUUAUAUUGACUCAGAGGGCCUGCACAAGAGUUCAUAUGUGCUUGGACUACUAGUUUAUGCACAAAUGACCAAUAAAGUACUUUGAACUUUGUAUUUCCAUGCUCGAUAGACAAUGUACAUAGCCUACCACCACGGCUUGUGUUGCGCAUUCCAACAUUUAAUUUAAUUCCUCAGCACGCAUGCCGCUCCGUCCCUUCCUUUGAGGUUGGGCUGGCCACAGGAGGCACUAAUCCGCUGGGGACUUUCCAGCUACUCGUGCACCCUGAGUUAUAAAUGUUUAGGGAUGCCUGAAGUAGAUGAUCAGGUGGUGCUGCCAUAACACCACGACUUAAACCAUACUACUGUAACCCGUCAUAGUCUGAUUUACUAAGAGAGGUUUGAUAACAAUUUCUAUGUACUAACACCCAGGCAACAGUUAUCUUGACCACAAGCAAUCCUACUAAGGGAAGCCUGUAAUGGGUAGGGGGUCCUUUGACUUUGUCCUGAGCUCUGUCUGUGGCUCUGAACCUACUUAAAACUUAAACAACUUUAUUUUAAGAUUUAAGUUGGGAGCAAUGAGAGUAUAUUAUAACAUUGUUAGAACAAAUUUGAUUGGAGUAUCUAAAGGCUGUGUGAAGACUACAUCCAGGACAGUGGGGACAUGUAUGUCUAAUUCAUUAUCGUUUUUCCCCCCAGCCCUCACCGUGGUGGUGGUCUUCCUUGGGGUUCUUGAUGCAGCUCCCCUACAGUCACAAUUGGAGUGUGAAGGUUACAUUCAACUCGAUGGCAAUGUCACCUACAUCUUCCCUGAUGACUUUCCAGACCUAAUGGCUGACUGUGAGCCCGAAAUCCUAAUUGCGGGAAAGGUGUCUGUAAUAUUUGAGAAUGGGAAGGUUCCACCAGCAACCGAAUUGUAUCCACCUGCUAUUGCAGUCACAGCUCACAACGUCACCUUAAGCUCCAACCAAAGUUCCAACCCUCAGCCCGUUGAGAUUGCGCUGUACUGCCCCGAGUCUCGCAAGCGCAUACGUUGCUUCUGUGAUGCCUGCCUCAACUCUGCAAAGAAUCACAUCCCCAUGACAGAGCCUCCCUCUGCUGAGCAUAGCUCACCCGGGACGCCAGACAACAUCCCCCAUUAUCGAGUCGGUGCCAUGGCUUCCGGUGUUGUUGUCGUCGUCUUUGUGCUCUGUGGUAUUUUCGCUUGGAUUGCCAUGCGUCGCCGUAAUUCCACGGAGAAAAAGGAGGGAACUUCGGCAUCAAGCUCCACGGAGCAGCUCCACGACCCACAGGGCCCCCCCGAGGCAGCUCCCAUCAUGGGCCACAAUGAGCACAGAGGAACCUGACAAGACACCAUGCAUAGUGGUGAAACACAACGAACAGUUUUUAUCUUGACUUGAACUCUCAGUGGGCGUUGGUCUGGCCAAGUUGCAUUGUAAACUCAUUUCUGAGAGUAUGGGAAUAUCCUGUGUCCAUGAAGUGCCUCUUUAUGCUAGUUAUUUAAGGAAUAUUGGUCAGACUGACUUGAUGGUGGAAUUUUGUCCAGCGG